Messenger RNA from Chilo suppressalis (striped riceborer), 10686 nucleotides. The record is from the annotation of a GenBank genome assembly. NCBI's taxonomy places the organism in Eukaryota, Metazoa, Arthropoda, Insecta, Lepidoptera, Crambidae.
CUUAUUCAUUGGUACUUACAUGAUUCUGUUGAAAAAGAGCAAAAUAUGAAAUGAAUAAAUCAUCUUAAAUCGCGAGAAUUCAAUUAGGUAAUAAGUUUAGAAAUAGUUCUACGUAAUCUAGUCUGAGUUGCUAGCUCUUGUAAAAGGAAAGCAUACAUUACAAACAAUGAAUUUCAUUUUAGUAAAAUAAAGGCAUAUUUUUAUAAAUUAAGUACGAAUUUUCCUGAGAUAUUUUUGAGGUGUAUCACAAUUACAUUUAAAAUCUUUCGAAGUUGUGACACGAUAAGUGUUAGUAGUUUAUUUUUGUUUCAAAAUUUAGUUUAUGUUCAACGUACGUUGUCUGACUUUGGAUGGGUGCAAAGAGAUCUAUUUUGCAAUUCACUCGAAGUAUCUAGGUUCCGAGAUAACACGAGUGUUUUUCACAAUCGACUAACAAUCGCGAAAGAUUUAUACAUUCGCCGGCGGUUAGAUGGUAAAACACGGAGUUAUUUCAGACGGAAUCCGCCUUGUGGAUUUGCUCCGACGAAAAUAGUAUCAUCGAUCUUAUUCGCAGAGAAUAACACCGGCCUCGUAUUUAUUUAUCCAAAGGCAUAUACGAAAACUUUUGCCUUAUUUUCAGAGUUCAUUUGCAUAUUCAUAAUUCUAGCUUUUGUUAUAUAUAUUAGUGGAACUAUUUCGUACGAAGAUGACGUACUCAAACUGAUUACAACGUUAAGUGAGACUUCUUGUCGAGUACUGAGUAAACCGCAUCAAAUUCGCAAUUUGGCUUUUGUCGGUUCACUUGAUUCAAUUAGGCGUUGAUUGUCAGCGGCUAGAGGUCGCGUCGGGGUUGUGUCUGCGUUAAUUAGGGUCUUACACUUCGCCCACACACGUGCCUAUUGUCAUCCUCUGCUCUAUAAUCUGGCUGUGCCUUCGCUUGAUUCUUGUUUAACAAUGAAUACGUUGUGAUUUAUAAUUUUCCUUCGAGAUAACGUUGUUUUUCGUUAUAUUUUAGUAAAAGCAGUCUUAUAUUGACCUUAAUACGCUUUAAAUGCCAAUACAAUAAAGAGCACUAAGAAAACAUUAUUAAAGAUAACAGACAAUUCAUAAAUUAAUUAGUUCUGUAGCGGCAAACAAAAAUCUGGAAGCAAUAUAACUGUCUUUUAACGUUUAUUUACGUUUGUAUUGUUUGUGUGUAUGUUUGUGUAUAGGAACCAAUGGCACACAAUUUUUUAUUAAUAGUAAUUUUUCUAGAACAAUUGCCAAGAAUCGGCGAUGUGUUUACAUUUUACUAUUCGGACAUCACGUUUGUGUCAUUUGUGUUUCCCGACGUUUGUGUAUAAUAAAAGCUUUAUUCUUGUUGAUCAUAAUCCCCGUUAUCAAUAUUGCGUGACUAUGAUCUCGUGCCUUCGUUAAUUGCAAACUUGUUACGGCUUUCAUUAUGAUGAAGGAGUCGUUGCUCACUCUGUAACAAUAAAUAAUGUCUAUCGUUAGUAAGUGUUCUUUAGUUCGAAAAAAGGGCCAAUAUAACUUUAAUAUUAUUGGUCUUUCUUAUAUUACUUCAUUACUUUUAUUUUAGACAACAGAUAUUCUAGUGCGACAGUUAAUAACUAGUGUAGCGUUGAAGUUAAGCCACGCGAAAAAUAUUUCUAUACUAUUGUAAGUACAUCUCUGUCACGGCGAAAUAACAUUCAUGUUACCUCAUAAAAGAAGGCGUGUUUUUAUUAAUAGUAAUAGUAAGUACUCUGUAUUUUUUGUUGUCACAAGUGAUGUUAUCAACCCGAGAGCUGGUUUUGGUUUAGUUAAACAAAGCAGGCUAAGCACCGGCACCGGUUGAGCAUGAUCGUGCGUCAGUGGACUAAGCUCGUGGGUGGCCUUGACUGAGCCAAGGACGGCGCUCGCGCAGGGGGCGUGCCGGUCGGCUGAACACGCGAACUGUGCGCGUAUCGCAGUUUUUUUCUCGCCAUUUCCUAACUAGAUUUUGUUUGCAUAUUUUAUUAAUUGUAGAUAAAGUGGUUUUAAUGCGGAUGGCAUCAUUGUUUGAUCAGGUAGGAUCUAUCAAUUGUAUACUUACUAUUUUUUAGAUAAUUUAGCCAAUAAUGCAUUAGUAAAAUUCGGCUGUUGUGCAAACUGAACAAAUUUUAUAAAAAGGAUUUGGUUUUUUUUUUAAUAGAUUCCCUACUUAUUUUAAAUCAACAAUUACGUGAAGAUAAACAAAACCAAGUAUGUAAUAACACGCUCGAGUUUUAAAUAUAGUAGAGUUUACUUAUUGCGUUCUUUUUUUCGUUUAUAGUAUCUAGUUCUCAGUCGGCAUACUGAUCGGGUGGCAUUGUGUAAGUAUCGAUUCUGGCAGUCGUUGGCCUGCUUUGCACAAAAACUGUCGAUGACCGACGCGGCUUCGCUCCGCUCUUGCCAGUACUCAUUAUUCGAGAGUCCCGGACGUUGCGUACGUGGCGCGUAUAUCUUAGGAAAUGUUCAUUUCCCACUCUUCGCCAUCACUCUAUUCCAUGUUACAUUUGAAAACGAGGAAAUGGUAUGGUGGCUUUCUUCGUUCUGACGUUCUCAAUUUCACUAAUAUAACACUACUACUACUGUCAAUGUCAAUAGGAUCGUAAUUGAUUAGAUUUAUCGUACUGCCAUCCACCUCGUGUACUUUACUGAAUGUAGUGAAUAUCGUAUUCACUGAAAUUAAAAAAAAAAUUUUUUCAAAUAGUGAACAGGGGCAAUGAGUUAUUUUAAUUUAAAUUCUAUUUUUUUAUGUAGUACAUAGAACUAAAGCUUCAAUCAAUAGUUUACUUACAGAUAAUAUUUUGGAAACCAAAAAUUUAUGUUCAUCAUUAUUAUUACAAUUUCAUAUACCUCUAUAAAUAUUGGGAUUGUAUUAAACACUAAUGUGGCAGUGCAUUUAUAAUAAUCUCGUAUGUUAAUUGCAGAAUAGAAUCGCUAAUGUUUUGUUUGCUGGCUAAACAAUGCAGCAAAUAGGUAUGUGUCUGCUACGGAGUGCGUAUUCUGUAAAUUAGCUUCAAAACAACUACUUAAUUAUUCAUGCAGCUUUAAACUCGCCGUUGUAGCAGUGUCACAAUGUGUCGCCGUAAUAAUAUUCACUUGUGUUACGUUGUACUUAACAGCUAGUCCAGUCGUAUUUACUUUGUAGCUGCACGUUUUGAGAUUGUACAGUUUCAGCUUUAGGACGAUCUGUUUACGAUGUUUCAAGUAAAAAAAAACAACUAACAUUCUCUUUAAAAUAUGGGAGUUUAAAUUUAUCGUACUCUGGAUUAGAAGAGCUUUAUUCUUAAUUUCUGAAUGCGAACUCGUGAGCUGUGUUGAUAUCUAAAUAUAGAAUAUCUGGUAUCAGCCAAUGCUGAUUUGGAUACGACCAAUGUUUGUCUCUUACACUACGUAUACGCCAUUUGCCGUGGCGACCGACACACGAAUAUUGGGUUCGGUCGUUGCUCUUUUGAAUUUACGCAACUUUAUGAGACAGUACAUUGUCUUUAUCGUUAUCUUGAACAAGAUUAUAUUGAAUACGGACUACUGUUUGAAAUAUUCUGUUCAUUUAUAUGAUAGUAAAAAAAUACGAAUUGUCUGUUUUUGACUACAUAAUCGUGAAUGCUACGCGUUGUUACGGUUGACCACCAAGAUGUACAUGCAUAUAUUACAUAUACUAUUAUGGUGACGCUAUAGCAGAAAGAAAUUAAUAAAUAUCAACAUACCAGUAUUUUUUUGGGUUUUGGGUUCUGUUUGUCGGAAAUUCUUCAUAAUUGACAAUUUAAGAAAUCGUCACAUCAUCACACUAUAGGGCUCUUAUUGACUUGAUGAAAAUUUCAAAUGCAUAUAUAGCAUAUGAACCUUUUUGAGUAAGCGAACAAGUAUGCUAAUAAAAAAAAUCAUAAAGGAUCAGGUGGGAAUCGAACCAUUGUCAAUAAUUGAAAGAUAUCCACGAGCUUCAACUGCAUUUUCUUCGGGAUUCGUUAUUUAUAUUAAGUAUUAUAUUUUUAAUAUUAAAGAGUUCUGAAGUAUAAUAAUUGUGGUUGUAGUUGAAAUCCAUGAAGGUCUGGUAGUAUGCAAUGGUAGCUGUAAAAAUAUUGUUCAUGAGUGUCACCGAUAUAUUGAGUAGAGGCCAGAAAGUCGGCACUUGUGUCUGCAAAUCUUGUUUCGAUCGACCGAUAUUCAUCUUGGCUUCGUUUUGUGAAUAGGCUAGAGAUUUGAUGAUGUUAUGUAACUAACGAAUAAUUUACGCUGCUGUGUAGACAUACCAUUUUAUCAUCGUUAACAUUAAAUGACCAGUUUUCACUAGUUCCUAAAAAGUUCUUAUUAGCAAGUAGGUAUUUUUUUAAAUGUUCGAAUGUCAUAUGCAAAUAUUAAGCGUAUGUGCACUCGAAAUACAUAUUUUGAACGACUAGUAUUGAGUGCACGGCCUUGCUCGCAAAGUGGAUAAUCACGCCUGACUGUUGAAUAUGUCCGCAGGAGAUUGGAUAACAAAUUUAUAUGUGUUUACUAAAUCAAUUUGCAUCCACCGUGCGUUCAAAAUUUCAGGUACUAAACAAAAACAUCCGCUUAAAUUUUUUUUUAGUUAUUUUCUUUGUAUACUUUGCGGGAAUACUUUUUGGCUUUACGGAGCAGAACAUUUAUUUUAGAAUAGAAUAGAAAUAUUUUAUAUUUUAUAACUUUGUAGUCGCUCGUAAAUUAUCUGAUAUUGUUGGAUUUACAACAUGUAUUUUUUCUUUAUUCGCAUAAUCAAAACAUUACAAAAAUAUAUUGCUUUAAAAUGUCACAUGACGUCAAGUUUUGGUACAGUUUCUACUAAAAGUGACGUCACGAGCCCCCCACUCCCAAACUUUAAAGCGUUUUAUAUUUGUCAGUUUUGAUUGACUGACUAAAGAACAAAUACUUGUCCAUUAUUUUUUGUAUAUCGAACUGACGGACAAAAUAGAAUUUCGUUUACUUAACCCUGUCGUCACCCAUAUUUUUUGUAUACUGCUCCAAGUUAAGCUUCUGAGAAUGAAUCCUGGUGCUUGUCACACACUUGAUAUUAUAAAAUCGCACACUAAUCAGAUAAUAAAUAAAUCCUGACAUGAAUUACAAAAUUUCAAAGAAAAAAUAUAUAGAAAAGGCGAUCAGGAACGCAACCGGAUAAUUUUGUUACUAACUUAACCCGAUAAUAAUGUUGUAUCUAAUUAUUCAAAGGUUUUUUUUACUGGGUUGGUUGGAGGUAUUCAGAUAAUAUUUGAUAAAUCGUACAUGAAAAGAAUAUUUGAUUGAUAUCAGAAGAAUAUUGAAGGAGAUAUCUUAAUAUGGAAAUACGUGCAAUUGCCUUAUCAUAUUGUGUAAGUAUCACGGACUAGAUAAAAAAACCGCAAGCCUGAACGUUUCUUUAAAAUAUUGUUUAUGCCAUUCUUUAGUUUUUAAAUCCAAUACGGGAAAAAAUACAUACUUAGAAACAUUAUUAUACUACGCAUCCCUCAGUCGCUGACAGGGUUAGCUGAGCAUUAAACAAGCGUAUUCGGCACGGUGGAGUUGCCGGACAAGCCGAUCAUGCUACCUCCCUUCGUGGAGGCGACCCACUGCUUCGGCUACCACUUGACGCGCAAGGGCCGCGCGGUCGCCGACCGCGUCGUGUCCGUGCUCGGCUUCGCUUGUCCCGACAUCACCUACAGCCCGAGCCUCUACCCCAUCACCGCUGCCUUGUUGCACUUUAUGCCUGAAGAGGAGUGCUACCAUUGCAUGGCCAGCCUGGUAGCGUCCAAGGAGAAGAUGUUCAUCACACAGACCAAACUACUCAACGAGGUCACAUGGAAGACUGUUAUGCAGAUUGCCAAGAAGCAUGCCAAGUCAGCAGCGCAGCACUUGACGCGGCUGUCGGGCGGCAUCGGGCCAGAGCGCAUCUACACUGACUGGCAGUGGUGGAUCCUGGCCGCUCUGCCCUUCCCGCACCUGGUCCGCGUACUCGACUGCUUCUUUCACGAAGGAAUCAAGGUAUUCUACAGGGUAGCUCUGGCAAUCCUCAUACUGUUUCACAAGCAUUCGACAAACCAGAACUCGGAGUGGUACGCAGAGGCGACCAAGAACGGCGUAGACCAUGCCAUCGACAAAUUCUGCAGAAACAUGCCUGCUUCCCCCACCAAGUUGCUACGGACUGCUUUCAGCAUUAGGGCGCUUAGUUCACAGUACAUAUCGCGGGUGUUCAUCAAGACAGAGAUGACGCUCAAGUCGAAGCAAGUCAUCACCGGAUCAAGGCUCGUUCGUUCGCGAUCCUCAGACAACCUGCCCACCAGUCAGUCGCAGGUCAACAUUCAGAUGAUGUCACAUACGCUGACCAUACGAGAGUUGUUCACUCUGUGGUCGUGGCUGCCCGUGCGCAUCACGAUGUACCAGCCGGUACUCCUGUAUACUACGGAGGAGCACGGCUGCUCUCUGACCACAUUCUACGUGCGCGUGGAGCAUCACGAACCAACUCUGCUCAUGAUCAAAACGUGUAAUAACGAGGUUUUCGGAGCAUAUUGUUCGACGCGGUGGUUUGAACGAAAUCAAAAAGACGAGCGUGGGAACAGGCAAGCCUACUUCGGUACGGGAGAGACAUUCCUCUUCAGCUUACACCCCGUCAGAGCUAGAUAUCCUUGGGUCGGCUGCCUUCAAGACGAAGCCGCGGAACCUGACGCGGUGACUUCGCACGCUAAUUCUCUGUUCAUGGCCGCGGAUAAUACUAUGAUCACCGUGGGAGGAGGUGACGGGCAAGCAAUAUGGAUGGACGAGAACAUAAGGUUCGGCAAGACGGACCGUUGCUCGACGUUCAACAACCCACCUCUCUGCCCUAGCGGCGAUUUCGAGAUCCGCGUGCUCGAGGUGUACGGCUUCUCGGGCGCCUGAACGUAGCGCCGGGAAUCUCCGCUGUCGACCGCAUCUCUACGGCCGCCUUCGAAACGAUGAAGUAACCACAUACUUAUUUUUGACCAGCAUUUUGCCUCGAGACACCCUUCCAACGAAGAGAAGCAAUGAAAUGGAUUUUGUUAAAGCGAAACGACAAGUUAAUAUAGUUCAUAUCAAACGUUUUGGGAGCAAUAUAACCUUUACAAAGACUAUAGCUUAGUAAUGGGAAUUAGUAGACAUUUUGAAAGCAAAAUCUAUUUAGAUCAAAGUAAUUAUCACUUUGUUUGACACAGAUUUAAUUAAAAUCUUCAAUUGAUAUGUAAAGUUUUUGUGUUAGCUCUCGAAUCGUUUGGAACGGAUUAUAGCAUUUCGCCUCGAGACACCCUUCCGAUGAAGAGAAGCACUAUUGAUUUUGUUACAACGAAACGAGAAAAAAGUUAAUAUGUGUGUUCAAUUAUGUUACUUCACUGUGUAGAGACAGCUGUUGCGCAGCGACUCUGAUAUUUAAGGACGAUUGAAUUGACUUUGCUGCGCAUCACAGCGCGUCCGAUUCGAAGGCGCCCUAACAUUUUAGUAACGUGCGAAUUUCGCCGCCAUUUUCGCGAAGAAUUCAAUCCAUCGAAAUCUGCGAGAUCACCAGAUUUUUAUCUGUUCUUGGACUAUAUUUAGACUUUUGAUGUUAUGGUAGAGGUAGUGGAAUUCGUAUUUUAUCAUACCCAACCCCUCCUCCCUCAUUCCUCAUUCUACCCCCACCUUACAAGUCGGAUCGAACUCGAUCGCGAAAAUAGCGAAAAAUUCCCUCCCCUUAGUGAUGUAUCGAUAGCCCUUGCCGUUGUAACAGACUGUGUAGAUGUAUUCCUAUAUUUAUUCUAUGACUCGUUAAUCUCUGUAUGUGGCCCCGUAGCUAUCCUAUUGAUGUGAACGCGGCUGUCCGUUCGAGACAACGAAGACGGGGAAACUAGGUUGUUUCUAUAUGUAUAGAUAUAUUACUCGUGUUUAGAUGUCUGCGUGUAAGUACAAAAUGAAUGUAUCGUACCUACUCUUGAUGGAUUUUUAAUACGCUUAACGAAAGCAAUAUGUAUAAUAUGGCAUGGCCGUGCGGUGGUUUUGUCGUCGAUGUGAACAUUCCAGUGACUGGAGGCUUACGCAGGCCUCAUGCACUCGGCUGCAAUAAAAUAAUAAAAUUUUCAGAGGAAAAAUAUUGUUUGAUGUUUGGUCGGAAGGCUAGCGGGUGGAGCACACCAUAAGUUGCCAUGUUUAGCGCGUUUACGUACAUAGAACAUGAAACUCGCCAAAUAUGGCAACCCACGUUCAACAAAUGGUUUUCCAAUAAAUAUCGAGACACACAUAAUAUUCGUUCGGUCCAAACGUCAGUAUUUAGGCAUCGUGCAGUAUGGAAUAUCAUUGUCGCUUUUAGAAUUAUGGAUGUUGAAUAUACUCAACUGUAAUCAUUUGUCGUUGCUCACAAAAAUAUACCAAAGAAAUUUUCUAUUAUGUAGAAAACGCUACGCUUUUCUGUUUGUAUGUUCGAUAGCUAGUUUAACUAAAUAGCCGUCGCGUAUUUUAAGAAGCUUUAGGAUAUUUUACCACCCUUUUGGUCGUAUUUAUCGGACAUAUCUAACAGGAGAGCUAUUGGAGAUUAUUGGAGACAGCAGAUACCAUCAUGUUUAAUAUAUUUUUCCUUACCUUGUAAAUUUGGGCUUGUUUGUUGUCGAUUAUACGCAUUAUGUUCAUUAAUAAUUGUUACAUGUGAAAAUAUUUUUAUGUUAAUUAUUCUUUAGAAGUCGAGAACAAAUGGAGCCCCAAAUUCAAGUGUAAUAAGGUGCAUUUUUGCCUGUCCCCGAUAGUCGACAGUGUAAUGUCGGUGAUUGAUACACUGCCAUUCAGCAGUUUGCAUAGUAUUAUUUUACGCGUAUCUCUCGAAGGUAAGUGCCAAAAUCGGACCAUUGGAUGUAAUGAACACGAAAAGUAUUCAAAAUUGAUUUCAUUCAUAAAUUAAUUUAAUUUUGUUAAUUUUAAUAGUAAUUAAUUUAUUUUACACUAAUUGUGUACAGAUAAAAUUUUUAAUGAAGUGAAUUGGUACGACGAAACUUUAGUGGAUAUUAGAUUGUAUGAAUUUCUGUCUUAUCAUCGAGUUCCGUAUUGCUUAUAAUAAGCGUAGAACUGACAAUUUGAAUGUAGCUUUUACCGUGGUUAAGUAAAUGUUCGCAAUGCAUUAUUGUCGGGACAAUGUCACAACGUAUACAAGAUACAUAUCCCUGUUGGUACAAAAGGGGUUGACCUGCCUUUUCAUAUCACCCGCGGCUUUUUCUGCAUACGAUUUUUUUUGUAAAUAUAAUUUCAGCCGACGCGCACUAUGCGCGCCGUUGGAUCGUAGCGCCAAAUGGGAUUUGUCAUGGUACUACAAACAAUAUGUUGAUGAAAAAGCCUAAGACUUGUUUUAAAUUCAGAUAAUUUAUGUAAUUUAUUGAGUAGGUAACAUGUAAUGUUUUAUUAGUAUGUUAAUGCGCGCCUCCGUGCGUGCGGCGGCCGCGCGGCAACACGCCAUUCAUGGCGAGUGAUUAUUGCAACUCGCGCCAAAAAAGAAUCGAAUCCAAAAUGGCGACUCUAGACAUUCUGUCCCCCUCGCAAACUAUUCCUGACAUGAUGUACGAGAGGGACAGAAUUUCUUACAACGUCAUUGUCGAUGCGUUUCUUUAUUGCCGCGGGAUAUCGAGGUUUUAAUUAGUUAAGAUUGUGGUUUAGAUAUUUGUUCAUGUGACGCGAAGACGCAUCGCUUCGUUUCCACCGCCGUCCGCAGGGGGGCGCCCCGCGCGAUAUGUUGCUGUUAGCCAAUUUGUCGUUGAUCAGUGUAAAGUCUAGUCUUUAUCCUGUUUUUAUUAUUAUCUCUAACGAUAUAAUUAUUAUAUCUAAAUAUUUACGAAUCGAUAUUUAAUGAAUUUGUGCGAUUUUGUUCCGCUCAAGGAACGCGUAGGCUCGUGGUUAGUUAGUUUAUAAGUACAUUUUAAUGUAAAGUAUACAGUUAUUAAUCUCCAUUCUCCCUUUCAGUAUUUGUGGUGUACGUUUUUUUUUUAAUGUGAGAAGCAUAUCAGAUUAUGACAAUUGUGGCGACCGCGCACUCGCGCACGUGGCGAUUUAAUAAGAGAUUACUCAAAAACGGUGGGAUUGGCCGCGGUGAAGUUUUAGAAAGCACUUUCGGUCUAUGUUAGUAGUUAAUGCUGACUGAGCUCAAACUCUGGAAAGUAGUAGAUUAGUUAGUUAUUGGACGUGGCACGGCGGUGCGCGGUCGCGUGUGUAUGAGAGAGCUUUGUUUUGUUACGAUGUACUGUUACAUUCGAGUAGUUUUAGUCCGCCGCUAGUGCGACGGUGUAAAACUCGUUUAUGGUAAUGUAAAUGUUGCUUUAUAAUGUCUACAAAAUAUAUAAUCCCAUGUACAUGUGGUGGUUUCCUUUAUUAUCUCCUCCUAUUUGCAAUUAUUGCCUACUUGCGUAUCUGUCUGUGGUAUUGGAACGAACGGGUUAAUGACGCGGAAAGCCCGUAAAGGAGACUGUUCAAAUUUAUAUGGAUGGUAGUAGAGUCCAAAGUUUUAUGAAAUACACUAAUUGUUAAUCGCUUGACAAAAAACUAGAAUUUGUUUUAUCCCCGUUUUUUAAACGAUAAUUAAGUAUAUAUUUUUUUAAACAUAAUAAUCAUUGGUUGGCAAAAGGCAAGUUUAUUUAUCUUUUCUCUGUUGCCAAAGCAUCAAAUAUAUUGUAUUCAAUAGGUAACUACAGCGGUGAUAAUUAUUCAGAUCCUGUCAUUCUCUAUUCAUCAUCAUCAUCAGCCUAUUAAUGUCCCCAC